GUUACUGUGCACCUGUUGGUAUGGAGACAGUGCAGCGUCAAAAUGGCGGCAAACGGCCCUUCGUUAGUCGAAUCAAACAAAAACAAAAAGAACAUGAUGAUUAAGGGCCAGGGCAAGGGAGGGGGAGGACCCAAGCUCUUGCGUAGACCGAGGGCACCCAAGUUACCUCCCCUUGAACCCGAGCUGCCACCUUCUCCAGACAAACCAUUCUAUGAAAUAUAUGACUUUGAACAGGAGAUGGACAUCAGUCAAAGACAUCUUCAGUCCCCCACACCCAGUGUUGUGCCUAGUCUAGUGUCUCCCCCACCAUCAGAAUCACAUCCCACUAGGGGGACAUACUACAGAAAUUAUGGAAUAUCACCACACAGUAAUGGUUCUUACCUGCGUAAAAAUGACAAGAAGUUUGUGCUUGAUCCAAUAUAUCGUGAGAAAACUAGUUUAGGUACAUAUGUUGAUGGUAAAUCAUUAGUAAAACCUUUUAAACCACGAGGACCAGACAAUUUCCCUACCAGACUCCCCAAAAAGCCAGGGGAGAUUUUACAGAUGGAUAAUUUUGACGAGAUUCGCUAUCAUCAGCCUCCAGCUUUUACUUUGGACAAUUUUGUGUAUCAUCUCUCAGAACUUCGGAACAUACCAGUUCGUAAAGUCAAGGAAAUAUUUUACUCAAAACACAACUAUAAGAAGUUAACAAAUCUUUUGGCUGAGAAAUAUAUCAAUCCUGCUAUUCAAGAGGAGGUUAAAGUGAUGGAAAUGACUCCAGAAGGGCAAAACAUUCCCCCAUCUGAGCCAAGGAUCCCUCAGAAACAGUUACUCAUUGAGAUGGCAGCUAUGAUAAAACAGCAUGUCCGAGAUCUGAUGAACACUGAAGUCAAGUCAGUGAUCAGACCUCUGAGGAAGUACAGCCCAUCAUACGCUGAUGACAAUGUCCCUCACACGGAGAUCAUACUCUACGAGGAUGACACUUUUGAUGUUGCCAGUCGCUCAGCUCAAGAACGACAGGAUACCGAAAUUCCAACAAUGGAUUCAAUGUUUCACUCUGCUCCAUCUAGAUACUUCCAGGGGGCGGAACGUAGUCAUUCACCUUUCACUGCACCCUCGGAGAAUGCCAUAUCUCCUUCAGAACUUGCCAUCUUAGAUGCUCUGAUAAACGGUGGUAAAGCUCUCAGUCUGAAGGCACAUUUUAUAUCAGAAAUGCCAGAUAUUUCACCCCUAGUAAGAACUGUCACCUAUCUGAAUCUGUCCUUCAAUGAUUUCUCGAUAUUUCCUCGAGAAAUCUUGGAGAUUCGACAGCUUGAGAUCCUGAAACUGAGAAACAAUCCCCUCCGGGAACUUCCUUCUGACAUCCAUCGUAUGCGGAGCCUGAGGAUUCUGGUGGUCUCCUUCUGUCUCCUCACCAACAUUCCUAUGGGGUUGUUCGCUUUGCCCAAACUGAUUCAUUUAGAUAUUUCCUACAACAAGCUGACCUUCAUUCAGAAUGAGAUAGCCAACAUGAGAAAUUUGCGGGAGCUGAAUAUGGAAGGAAAUCAGCUUCCAGCCAUGCCAUGUGGAGCACUGCUCCUAGACUUGUUCUAUCUUAAUGUCAAGAAUAAUUUCAUGCACCCACUCUUCUGGAAAGAAAACACCCAGAAUCAACCACAGAGGCUGAUUGACAUGUGUGCUCUAACUCUAGUAGAAGGGGAGGUAAUCAGUGACAUGGAUUCUCUACCAGAGUCUGUCAAAAAGGUCCUGGCCAACCGCUCAGUUUGUGACUGUUGUCAUGGUGCCCUUUAUGGUCCCGGUUUGCGAAUUAUUCGCCCAGUUAGUAAACUUCAUGGGAUUAAAAACCUGCCAUUCCUUUUCCGAGCAUGCUCACCAAGCUGUUUACAAGUCUUCAAACACAGUAAAGAUACACUGUCAGAAAUCUUGUAUGGGGUGCAGUCCACUCCGAGAGGCGAGGAGGAGGAAGAGGAGUGAAGGGGGGAUAACUCUGAAGAUGAAAUUCAGAGAAAGCCUUGUGAUAUUUUUGCUAUAGACAGCCAUGGAGUGAUCUUGAUGAUCUUUGGAAAGAAUUUUGCUCAGAAGAAAAUAAGAUCAGUAAAAAUUCCUGUGGGGAAAAAAAGCUGUAUGUAAAGUGCUGCUGUUAAAUUGAAAAAUUUGUCACCAAAAAGUGCCUUGAAAAAAUCACAUUAGUGCAUGCAUAACAUUUAAUACACUGUGGUAUUUAUGAUUAAUUGCAAUGAUGUGCAGUAUGCUUUGAAUGCUGGUCAAUAUUUACAGUCACUGUGUAUUAUGUGUAUUAUGCAUGUGUGUAAAAGCAUUUGAUGUCAGAGACAUUGAGAGUGCAUAUUAACUUAUACAAUAUCAGAUUGUAUGCUGAUUAAUGAUACUGUGAAAAUUAUACAUUAAUUAUUCAUUAAAAUUAGUUUUUACAAAAAUUG
Messenger RNA from Saccostrea echinata, 2417 nucleotides. RefSeq names its product leucine-rich repeat-containing protein 63-like. Lineage: Eukaryota; Metazoa; Mollusca; Bivalvia; Ostreida; Ostreidae. The transcript has 11 exons. Gene Ontology annotation, molecular function: protein binding. Bases 43 to 1953 code for a protein of 636 amino acids. The record is from RefSeq and is a predicted model, not a curated record.